Rhipicephalus sanguineus (brown dog tick) is the source of this 540-nucleotide messenger RNA. Its product is annotated as P2X purinoceptor 7-like. Lineage: Eukaryota; Metazoa; Arthropoda; Arachnida; Ixodida; Ixodidae. The transcript is spliced from 3 exons. The record is from RefSeq and is a predicted model, not a curated record. The coding region runs from base 1 to 540 and encodes 179 amino acids.
AUGGACCCCGGCCUCGAGGAGCGGUUGCGCCGAAUGAGCAGAGAAAUGGGUUUCGACCCAUAUAGUGACACGCCAUUUCGCGAUCCGGCGCUUCGUGCUGAGGGUGGCAGCAGUGAUCCGCCUGAUCCGCCACCACCAGACUCGCCGGAUUUCCAUGACGAUGGCAACGAUCACCGGUGUGACUGCGGGUUUUGCGGGCCAAUGCCAACGGCCCUUGAACAAGUGUGCUGCCGCGACAUACAGGAAGUUGUGCGCGAAAGCCCGGACGGCUGCAUCACUACGCACGAGGAGUUCCGAAGCGUGUGCCUGAGCUCCGCGGUGCUGCGCGCUCUGUAUUGGGAGCUGCAGGAAAACGGCGUCGGGGUUGAAGGAGAAGUGCACAGGAAAUAUCGCUUUCUGGCGUACAGAUUCUUCACUCGGUGGAUUUGGAAGAGGCUGGGGAGACGCAACAGAGUUGUGCUGCCUGCGUGCGUGGUUACGGCCAUCCGGAAGCAGUUUCCAUCAGCCGAAUACGUGGGCUUCCGAUAUCCACCUCUGUAG